AGGAGAGGAGAGGAGAGGCAGUCACUGCCAUUCACUACUCGCCCUCUGUUUUAUUAUUAGCUCACUUGGAUCCGGGCAGCAGGGCUGUCUUCUUCUUUUUUUCCUUCUUCCCUCAGCAGCCGUGGCUGUUUGGCGUUCCCGAAACCAAGUAGCCCGCAGGCUCCAUCCAGGGUGGGAUCUCAGGUAAAGGUGUGGGAGUACAGCGACUGGUCCCCGGGGGGUCAAUGGAGGCGGCUGCUGUAGGGCAGGUAUAGGACUCGAGUGACGGGCCCUUUCAGUCCUCGAAUCCACACGCCGCCCGCGAGCACCGCGCGUCGUCGAGGCGCGAGCAUGUUCCACACGGCCAAUUACCCGACGGUGGACCCGGCGCCCGCCAUCAUGCACGGCACCUGGUUGGCCACGGGCUGCCGAGGGGGGAGCGCGCCCGUGGCGGUGGAGAAGCCCAGGAAGAAGGCGGCGUUCAGCCUGGUCAAAAUCAUGUCCCUCGGCAACAAGAAGGGGCACGGCCAGCAGCCUCCGCACCACCACCACCACCAGCAGCAGCAGCAGCAGCACCACCACCACCACCACAACAACAACAUGCCCUUCACGAUCCACUGUCACAUCGGGAAAGAGAUCAAGCACAUUUGCAGCAACUGCAGCCGCGGGAACGACACGCAGGACGCUGAGGAAGUGGAGAGGCUGGCCGCCAUGCGCUCGGAGUCCCUGAUCUCCGGCACCCACACUCCACCCAUCCGGCGUCGGAGCAAGUUUGCCACCCUGGGACGUCUCCUGAAGCCCUGGAAGUGGAGGAAGAAGAAGAGUGAGAAGUUCAAGCAGACAUCUGCUGCGUUGGAGAGGAAGAUGUCAAUGCGACAGAGCAGAGAUGAGUUGAUCAAGAGAGGAGUGCUGAAGGAGAUCUUUGAAAAAGCAACUGUUGAAUUCCGAUCCUCGAUGGAUGGCGGAAUCUGCACUCAGGAGCCCUCUGUUAAGUCGUCUAUGGUCCUGCCGACCAAGAAAUCUUUCACCUACCCAGGUGACCUUCAGGGUACCCCCGCCAAGCCGCCGCUGUACCACAAACAGCCUCCCGCUCUCCCUCCAAAGCCUUUCUCUAGGAUCCCAAACCAUAGCACAGAUUCUUGCCAGCCAAUGAAGUUGCCCUGCAGGCCUGGAGGAAAGCACUCUCCACCUCUGCCUCCCAAGAAAGUGAUGAUUUGUGUGCCUCCAGGGGGGCUGGACUCCUCCACCUCCCCUUCCCCGUCACCCAACCCGCUCAGCAUUCUCCAAAAGUGUGCCGCGUCCCACCACGGCACACUGCUGCCCUCCCAUCUCGCCAGCUUGUCCGGGUUCCACCAGAGCCACGGCCACCCGCUCCAGCUCCAGUACGGCAGCCUGCACACACCAAGUCGAAUCAUCGAGGAGCUCAAUAAAACCCUGGCGCUCUCCAUGCAGAGGUUUGAAAGCUCCGCGUUGCACGGCGGCGGUCAGUGUCUGCCUCUGGACAGAAGGGAAGUGCCGUCUGUGAUCAUCGACUACGAGGACGACAAGGAGAACAUGCCCGACGAGUCGGACUACGAAGACCUGCCCAGCAUGUACAAGGACGAGGACGACGAGGUGGAUGACGACGAGGAUGACGACGAAGACGACGACUCCAUAUUUACAAGUUCCCUGGCUCAAAAGGUGCUGAGGAAAGACUCUUUGGCCAUCAAGCUGAGUAACCGUCCAUCCAAGCGAGAGCUGGAGGAGAAGAACAUCCUGCCCAUGCAGACCGACGAGGAGAGGCUGGAGUCUCGGCAGCAGAUUGGCACCAAACUCACGAGGCGCUUGAGUCAGCGGCCGACUGCAGAGGAGCUAGAACAGAGGAACAUCCUCAAACGCAUGCAGGCAUGCAGCAGGCAGGGCUCCCCGAGCAGUCACGUCCCGAGAGACAGGGCUCGCAAUGAACAAGAGGAAAUGGAGGAGAAGAGGGAGAUAAAACGGAGGCUAACGCGAAAGCUGAGCCAGAGGCCCACUGUAGAGGAGCUGAGACAGGCGAAGAUUCUCAUCCGAUUCUGUGACUACGUGGAGGUGUCCGACGCCCAGGACUACGACAGGCGGGCAGAUAAGCCCUGGACCCGGCUCACGGCCGCUGACAAGGCAGCUAUACGGAAGGAACUCAAUGAUUUCAAGAGCAACGAGAUGGAAGUGCACGAGUCAAGUCGCCAUUUAACCAGGUUUCAUAGACCAUAGUAGACCGCCACUGUCUCGAGCAGUGCCCGACCGGCGCUCUCCUCCACUGAGAACCUUAAGUGCUGGACAGUAAAACGGUGCCCGUUUCUACAACAAGGCCAUGUCUUCUGAAAAUGCCUUUUUCAAGACCCACACAACUGAGUAUUACACCACAGGACGCAGACACCCACUACUUUAUCCACCGUAGUAGCACACAAUGACUCCCGUUGCUCAACAUCGCCCCUCUGUGGACUCUGCUCGACUGUCUCCCAAAGCCUCUGCUGAGCUCUUUGGCAGGCGCUCAGUUCUGCGGCGAUUUUGGACAGCCGGAGGGUUUGUGUUUGCAUUCGAUUGACACUUGCGACAUCUACCGAGGGCAACCGCUCCUUCACUUCAUCAAUAACACCGGUGGAUUUGUCUCAGUGGACAUGUUUUUAACCUGGCCUCUUUACUGCUGUCACUCUGAACGCCUCGCUCCCUAAAGGACGACUCUGUGCCAGGAACGCGGAGUUGAUUGUUUUCUCUCCGACUUCACCGUAUCAGCAGGAGAUCCAUCUUUCCUGCACCUGCUGGGACUUUGGGAGCUGCUUAGAAUAAAAACACCCAGGAGAGCUGGGGGGAGGGAAGGGGGGGUCCAACAUUAAAAUCAUGUGCAAUAUGUUUUUUCUGUGGCUUUACCUAGACAAUAGCGUCCACUGGAGUCCCCUCUGUAUCAUUACCACAAAGUUCAGACUUCCCUCAUACGUGCAACUCUCCCCUUGCCGACAACGUUGACAUCUAAUUGCUAACUGUGAAUAUGGGAGUUUGGCAGAUGCCUGCACUCUCUCCAAAUGUACAUUAUGUUUAUACUAAGGAAAGGAAAGAUACGUUUAAAGAAGAUUAACGCUUGACAAAGUUUCAUUCGUGUCAGAAUCUUAGAAAUUUAAUGUAAAAAGUGCAGCUGGCAGAAAUAUUCUGGUUCCAGUGUGUUAUCUGUUUUAUAUUAUUUUAAUGUUUUUUUUUUUUUUUAAUAGAGGCAAGUUCAUUUACAUGUUUUAAAUGUUCCAGCUGUUUGGAUAGAUCAUCUAAAAAAGGAAUACCAAGAGAUGAGCUAACCGAAUUAUUAUCUCAUACUUUUUUUUUUUGUCUACAGCAGCGUGUUUAAUGAUCUUUGCUCAUAAUGUGCAUUGUAUUAUACACUUUACUUUUAUACUCAUGUGACUAUAAGUUUUUGACCAAGCAAUAUCUGCUGUUUGUAUAGUGAAGGUUAAACUGCAGGUGUACACCCACCAUUUCUUUUUACUGUGCUUAUACACUAUGUCUCACUUCAGGGUUUUUAUUUUCUUUUAUACUUUACAAUAGGAAAAGCUUUAUUCAGGAGAACUUUUCUGCAUUUUUCUUGACUGAUCCACCAUAAAAAAAAAUAUAAUAAAUACUGCCUCGUGGACGCCUCACCGACACAAGAUUUGAUUCGAUUCGAUUAUCAAAUCUGUCACAAAACAUGACGCGUCCUUAAAUUAAAACCACUCGAGUACUGAUUUUAGUGGAUACAGUGAGUCUGGAUUUUUAAAUUUCUAUUGCUAAAAUUCUUUGCACUUUAAGAGUUUGGCUUUACAACGGUCAUCGUUUCAAGUUCAGGGCCUCGGUCUGUAAAAUAUUGUUGGAUUUCUAGCCUGUGACCAGUUUGUCUAUUCACUUCAAUGGUCUUGUGACCUGAUCACUGAUCACACACCAGUAUUUCAAUGCUCAUGAGCUUUAUGUACACAGAAUAUUUUUAUUUUUUACUGUGUUACUUUUAAAGUGGCAAUAUGACAUGCUCGGUUAUCAGCUGAGAAGAAGUAGGCUAGGUGAAAAGUUGUUAGCUACCUACUACAAUGCAUCUGUCUGCAAAGUAAACUGUUUUCUCCCUUAAAUGCAAGGUCUCAUCCAGUGAUGGAUAGAUGACCCAGUGUGAGAACUGAGAUCAUAAAAAAUAGUUUUACACUUUAUGGUUUGUAUGUGACGUAGUGGGGGUUAGUUACACUUUAAAGCAGUUCUCCUUUGAAUCAGUGCAAAAGCCGGUGUCAUGUCCCGUUUAAAAAAAAAAAAAAAAAAAAAAAAAAAAAAUUGGGUCGUCCAAUCUCAGAGACUUUGAAAUGUUUUGUUUUUGUUUGACAAGCUUCUGUAUGAUUCCAGCAUCAUUGCACAAUCAUUAAAAUAGAUCAUAAUACAAAAUUAAUUUAUACAAACACAAUCCAGUUCUCAUUUUCAGCUCCAAGAAACAACCUGAGCUGAGGGGGCUCAGCAUGAGGUUUUCCAUUUUGCUGGAAUCAAGGAACAUGAAUUCAGCAAUAACCGGUUUCCCUUCAAUGUCGAGGGAACAAAUGAAUGCAUUUGAAAGUGAUUUUUUUUCUUCUUUUUUGAAAUACAGAACAUCAUGUAAAGGAUACAUCAUGCCAAUUAAAUUCCACCUCUGAAUGCA
Messenger RNA from Scophthalmus maximus (turbot), 4627 nucleotides. Its product is annotated as phosphatase and actin regulator 1-like. The record is from RefSeq and is a predicted model, not a curated record. The coding region runs from base 331 to 2208 and encodes 625 amino acids. NCBI's taxonomy places the organism in Eukaryota, Metazoa, Chordata, Actinopteri, Pleuronectiformes, Scophthalmidae. The transcript is spliced from 13 exons. Gene Ontology annotation, molecular function: actin binding. Gene Ontology annotation, biological process: cell motility; stress fiber assembly.